Messenger RNA from Pleuronectes platessa (European plaice), 6411 nucleotides. It is a transcript of the gene cacna1da, whose product is annotated as calcium channel, voltage-dependent, L type, alpha 1D subunit, a. NCBI's taxonomy places the organism in Eukaryota, Metazoa, Chordata, Actinopteri, Pleuronectiformes, Pleuronectidae. The record is from RefSeq and is a predicted model, not a curated record. The coding region runs from base 1 to 6411 and encodes 2136 amino acids. Gene Ontology annotation, molecular function: high voltage-gated calcium channel activity. The transcript is spliced from 49 exons. Gene Ontology annotation, biological process: calcium ion import across plasma membrane. Gene Ontology annotation, cellular component: membrane; voltage-gated calcium channel complex.
AUGAGCGCCAACGGGCCCACCCCAGACCCAGUCCCAGCCCCCACGGCCCCAGUAGCACCUCCCGCCGCUACCCCUGCUCCGGCUCCAACUCCGGCCCCGGCGGCGCCCGCUCCUCCUGCCCCGCCUGCUCCAGCGUCCACCACUAUCCCAGUAGGUGCGUUGGCACAGAAGAAGCGGCAGCAGUAUGCCAAAAGCAAGAAACAGGGCAGUAAUGCAAACAGCAGGCCACCAAGGGCUCUGUUCUGUCUCAAACUCAACAACCCUGUACGCAGGGCCUGCAUCAGCCUGGUGGAGUGGAAGCCAUUUGAUAUAUUUAUAUUAAUUGCCAUUUUUGCCAACUGUAUGGCCUUAGCUGUCUACGUCCCUUUCCCUGCAGAUGAUUCAAACUCCAUAAACCACGACCUGGAAACCGUUGAGUAUGCCUUCCUCAUCAUUUUCACAAUCGAGACCUUUCUGAAGAUUAUCGCCUAUGGUCUGGUGAUGCACCAGAACGCGUACGUGAGAAACGGUUGGAACAUGCUGGAUUUUGUCAUUGUCGUCAUAGGACUCUUCAGUGUUGUCUUGGAGCUUUUGACCAAAGAGGAUAAGCCAGAAGGUGACGGACUCGAGCUCCAUCCGUCGAUGCACGGCCAUGGAGGUAAACCAGGUGGAUUCGACGUUAAAGCCCUCCGAGCCUUCCGUGUGCUGCGACCCCUGCGGCUGGUCUCAGGAGUACCCAGUUUACAGGUGGUGUUGAACUCCAUCAUUAAAGCCAUGGUCCCUCUUCUUCACAUUGCUCUGCUGGUCUUGUUUGUUAUUAUCAUCUAUGCUAUUAUCGGCCUGGAGCUUUUCAUUGGGAAAAUGCACGCAACCUGCUACAUGCCUGGAUCAGAAAUGACAGCAGAGGACGACCCGGCUCCAUGUGCGAUCUCAGGUCACGGGCGCCAAUGCCCCAUCAACGGCACAGUGUGCAGGGAGGGCUGGCAGGGUCCCAACGGUGGCAUCACCAACUUCGACAACUUCCUGUUCGCCAUGCUGACGGUGUUUCAGUGCAUCACCAUGGAGGGCUGGACGGACGUGCUGUACUGGAUGAACGAUGCUAUGGGCUUAGAGCUUCCAUGGGUGUACUUUGUCAGUCUUGUGAUCUUCGGCUCCUUUUUCGUUCUUAACCUGGUUUUGGGUGUGUUGAGCGGAGAGUUUUCCAAGGAGAGAGAGAAGGCCAAAGCUCGUGGAGACUUCCAGAAGCUGCGCGAGAAGCAGCAGCUGGAGGAGGAUCUGAAGGGUUACCUGGACUGGAUCACUCAGGCUGAAGACAUCGACCCCGAGGACGAGGCCGAUGAGGAGACCAAGCGCAACCGGGUGACUCUGGCUGACCUUACUGAGAAGAAGAAAGGAAGGUUUGGGUGGUUCAGCCAGUCGUCCGACACUCAUGCGAGCGUCCCGGCCAGCGAAACGGAAUCUGUGAACACGGAGAAUCAGAACGGGGAGGAGGAAAAGACGCCGUGCUGCGGAGCUCUGUGUCAAAAAAUUUCGAAGUCUAAGUGCAGUCGGCGCUGGCGCCGCUGGAACAGAUUCUGCCGCAGGAAUUGCCGGUUGGCUGUUAAAUCGGUGCCUUUCUAUUGGUUGGUCAUCAUCUUGGUGUUCCUCAACACCCUCACCAUAUCAUCAGAGCAUUACAACCAGCCGUCGUGGCUGACACAAGUGCAGGAUGUGGCCAACAAAGUGCUGUUAGCCAUGUUCACGUGUGAGAUGUUGGUGAAGAUGUACAGUCUGGGGCUUCAGGCCUACUUCGUGUCUCUGUUCAACCGCUUCGACUGCUUCGUGGUGUGUGGAGGAAUCACUGAAACCAUUCUGGUGGAGUUGGAAAUCAUGUCUCCCCUCGGUAUCUCUGUGUUCCGCUGUGUGCGUCUGCUGAGGAUCUUCAAGGUCACACGUCACUGGCAGUCCCUGAGUAACCUGGUAGCAUCGUUGCUCAACUCCAUGAAGUCCAUCGCCUCCCUGCUGCUGCUGCUCUUCCUCUUCAUCAUCAUCUUCUCCCUGCUGGGCAUGCAGGUGUUUGGCGGAAAGUUCAACUUUGACGAAACUCAGACCAAGAGGAGCACGUUUGACAACUUUCCCCAAUCUCUUCUGACAGUGUUUCAGAUCCUGACCGGUGAAGAUUGGAACGCUGUCAUGUACGAUGGCAUCAUGGCGUACGGAGGCCCUUCGUCCUCUGGGAUGAUUGUGUGCUUUUACUUCAUCAUCCUCUUCAUCUGUGGAAACUAUAUCCUGCUGAAUGUCUUCUUGGCUAUCGCUGUGGACAACUUGGCAGAUGCAGAGUCUCUUAACACAGACGGAGCAGACAAAGGGGGCAAAAAGGAGGAGGAAAAAGAGGAAAAGGAAGAGGAAGAGGACAAUGAUGACACGGCAGCGGAGGAGGAGGAUCCAGAGGUACCGUCGGGGCCUCGGCCCGUCCUCUCUGAUCUGGUGAAGAAAGAGAAGAUCACUCCUAUCCCAGAGGGAAGUGCCUUCUUCAUCUUCAGCACCACGAACCCGGUGCGCGUGUUUUGCCACAAACUCAUAAAUCAUCACAUCUUCACCAACCUCAUCCUGGUGUUCAUCAUGCUGAGCUCCGUCUCACUCGCCGCUGAGGAUCCCAUCCGGAACUUCUCCGCUCGCAAUAUUAUACUUGGUUACUUUGACUAUGCUUUCACGGCUAUCUUUACUGUUGAGAUCGUAUUGAAGGUCCUAGGCUAUGCAGAUUAUGUCUUCACUAGUAUGUUUACAUUUGAGAUCAUAUUGAAGAUGACCACGUACGGAGCUUUCCUCCAUAAAGGUGCAUUUUGUAGGAAUUAUUUCAACCUGCUCGAUCUCUUGGUGGUGGGAGUGUCCCUUGUCUCCUUUGGCAUUCAAUCCUCAGCCAUCUCAGUGGUGAAGAUUCUGAGGGUCCUCCGUGUUCUUCGGCCCCUGAGGGCCAUCAACAGAGCCAAAGGCCUGAAGCACGUGGUGCAGUGUGUGUUUGUGGCCAUCAGAACCAUCGGUAACAUCAUGAUCGUCACCACUCUGCUCCAGUUCAUGUUCGCCUGUAUAGGGGUGCAGCUGUUCAAGGGAAAGUUCUAUCGCUGCACAGAUGAAGCCAAGUCCAAUGCAGAGGAGUGCAAGGGCACCUACAUCCUGUAUAAGGAAGGAGACGUGAACCAGCCGACCAUCCACAAACGAAUGUGGCACAACAGCGACUUUAAUUUUGACAACGUCCUGAUGGCGAUGAUGGCUCUGUUCACUGUGUCCACUUUUGAAGGCUGGCCUUCGUUACUGUACAAGGCCAUCGACUCCAACAGGGAGAACCUCGGCCCCAUUUACAACUACCGCGUGGAGAUUUCCAUCUUCUUCAUCAUCUACAUCAUCAUCAUCGCCUUCUUCAUGAUGAACAUCUUCGUAGGUUUUGUGAUCGUCACAUUUCAGGAGCAGGGAGAGAAAGAGUACAAAAACUGUGAACUGGACAAGAACCAGCGUCAGUGUGUGGAGUACGCUCUGAAGGCUCGUCCACUGAGGCGGUACAUACCUAAGAACCCGUACCAGUACAAGUUCUGGUAUGUGGUGAACUCCACUGGGUUUGAAUACAUCAUGUUCGUGCUCAUCAUGCUCAACACGCUCUGCCUGGCUGUGCAGCAUUAUGGUCAGUCAGCGACAUUUAACUAUGUCAUGGAUAUUCUCAAUAUGGUCUUCACUGCUGUCUUCACUGUGGAAAUGGUUCUUAAACUCAUCGCUUUCAAACCCAGGCACUAUUUCGCUGAUGCUUGGAACACUUUUGAUGCCUUAAUUGUGGUUGGUAGCGUCGUCGAUAUUGCUAUCACUGAAGUGAAUAAACUUGUAGAGCCAACAGAGACUCCUCAGGUGGAUGAGAUGGGGAACACAGAGGACAGCGCUCGCAUCUCCAUCACCUUCUUCCGCCUGUUUCGAGUCAUGCGGCUGGUUAAGCUGCUCAGCAGAGGGGAGGGCAUCCGCACCCUGCUGUGGACUUUCAUCAAAUCCUUUCAGGCUCUGCCAUACGUUGCUCUUCUGAUCGCCAUGCUGUUCUUCAUCUACGCUGUCAUCGGCAUGCAGGUGUUUGGAAAGGUUGCAAUGGUGGACGGCACACACAUAAACAGAAACAACAACUUCCAGACCUUCCCUCAGGCCGUGCUCCUGCUCUUCAGGUGUGCCACCGGAGAGGCGUGGCAGGAGAUCAUGUUGGCCUGUAUAGCGGGAAAACUGUGCGACCCAGAGUCCGACUACGGUCCCGGGGAGGAGAUGACGUGUGGCAGCGGAUUUGCGAUCAUUUACUUCAUCACUUUCUACAUGCUCUGCGCCUUCUUGAUCAUCAAUUUGUUUGUGGCUGUCAUCAUGGACAACUUUGACUAUUUGACACGUGAUUGGUCCAUUCUCGGUCCUCACCACCUGGAUGAGUUCAAGAGAAUCUGGUCGGAGUACGACCCAGAGGCCAAAGGCAGGAUCAAGCAUCUGGAUGUGGUGACUCUCCUCCGUCGCAUUCAGCCGCCUCUUGGCUUCGGCAAACUGUGUCCUCACAGAGUGGCCUGCAAGAGGCUGGUAGCCAUGAACAUGCCUCUGAACAGCGACGGCACAGUCAUGUUUAACGCCACCCUGUUUGCCCUGGUGCGAACGGCCCUGAAGAUCAAAACAGAGGGUAAUCUGGAGCAGGCCAACGAAGAGCUGCGGGCCGUCAUCAAGAAGAUCUGGAAAAGAACCAGCAUGAAGCUUCUCGAUCAAGUGGUGCCUCCUGCUGGUGAUGAUGAGGUAACCGUGGGGAAGUUCUAUGCCACCUUCCUGAUACAGGACUACUUUAGGAAAUUCAAGAAACGUAAAGAGGAAGGCCUGGUGGGUGCCCACCCCUCGCAGAACAACACGGCCAUCGCUCUGCAGGCUGGCCUUCGCACGCUGCAUGAUAUCGGGCCCGAAAUUCGCCGAGCGAUAUCAUGUGAUCUGCAGGAUGACGAGCUAGUAGACUUUAUUCCCGAGGAAGACGAGGAAAUUUAUAGGCGUAACGGCGGCCUCUUCGGUAACCAUCUAAUGAACGGUGGUCACCGGCGCUCUAACGGCCAUCAGACUAACGCAACACAGCGCCCCCUGCAGGUGCAGCCUCCGCCUCACUAUGCCCACAUGGAGCAGCCGGUGGGACGCCUGUCUCGAGCCAACGCCAUGUCCCAGCCCAACCACCAUCAUCACCACCACCACCAUCACAACCGACACCACAACUCCUAUGGCAAGUCUCCCAAAUCCACCAACAUCAACCUCAACAACGCCAACAAGUCCAGUUUGCCCAAUGGAGGACACCACCGCUACUAUGAGCACGCUCCUCCCAAUGGCUACCCAGGUCUACGCAACUCCUACUACGAGUACGACAAGCCCCGGACACCCCAGGGUCAAAGAAGGCGCUACUAUGAGACCUAUGUUAGGUCCCAAGGAGGGGAUGCCCGCCAUCCCACCAUCCGCAGGGAGGAGGAGUUGGAAGAAGAUCGCUUAUCUGGGGAGUAUUACAGUGGGGAGGAGUUUUAUGAGGAUGACAGUAUGCUGUCAGGGGAAAGGUUUCCGAACAGUGACACAGAGUAUGAGACUCCCAAAGGUUACCACCACCCUGACACUUACUAUGAUGACGACGAGCAGCCUCUCUACCGCGACUCGCGCAGGUCACCAAAGAGACGGCUGCUUCCCGCCACACCUCAAGGCCCCAGGAGGCCAUCCUUCAACUUUGAGUGUCUGCGCAGACAAAGUAGCCAGGACGAGCUUCCACAUCAGCGCACUGCUCUUCCACUGCACCUUAUGCAGCACCAGGUAAUGGCUGUAGCAGGCCUGGACUCCAGCAGAGCCCACCGCCUCUCCCCGACCCGCUCCACCCGCUCCUGGGCAACUCCCCCUGCCACCCCGGCUAGUAAAGACCAGUCGCCAUACUACACCCCUCUCAUCCGUGUGGACCACCCCCACAGGGAGAGUGUCGCUAGCAGCCAAGUGUCCGUGCGUAAGAGCUCCUGGUACACAGACGACCCCGACUUCUCCCAGAGGAUGUACUCACCUGUCCAUCUGCAGGUUCCACCUGAAUACCACAGCCAGUACCACCAGAAGAGAGGCAGCGCCACCAGCCUGGUGGAAGCGGUUUUGAUAUCUGAAGGUCUUGGGAGAUACGCCCAGGAUCCCAAGUUUGUCGCCGCCACAAAGCACGAGAUAGCAGACGCCUGUGAGAUGACGAUAGACGAGAUGGAGAGCGCAGCCAGCCAUCUACUGAACGGUGGGAUAGCCCGGGGCGUCAACGGGGUCAACGUGUUUCCCCUUCUGACACCAAGGGACUAUGAACUGCAGGACACUGCAGCCAGCUACAGCGACGAGGAGCCAGAGACAGAACUCAGAGCUCCUUACGAGGAGGACCUGGCAGACGAGAUGAUCUGCAUCACGACUUUAUAG